Knipowitschia caucasica is the source of this 10560-nucleotide messenger RNA. NCBI's taxonomy places the organism in Eukaryota, Metazoa, Chordata, Actinopteri, Gobiiformes, Gobiidae. The record is from the annotation of a GenBank genome assembly.
AUGGCGCAGAGAGCAGAGACAGAGGUGAAGGAAGCGGACCACAUCUUUCUGCUGAUGAAGGAAGAGUACCGCAUCUCUCGGAAUGUGCGCCUGGCCUGGUUCCUUGGGAAACUCAACCAAGUCAUCUGGCCCGUGUCCACACCAGAGCUGUUACACUCGGACAAUGAGCUGGACCUGCUGAGCAUCCUGCCUAAAGGCGGGCAGCGUGAGUCCAGCUGCUCCGCUCAGCCCUAUGUGCUGGUGCCCUCGACCAGAGCCUCCUUUUUAGCCCGAAGGUACCGCUUUGUCAUCCAGCUGGACCUGAGCCCUUCCACCAGGAUUGUGGACGAUGGCACUGGCGAGAUGAUCUUUGAUGAGGUCUUCCACGCUCUUUCCAAGUGUUUGUCUGGCCUCAUCCAGCCCUUUAAAGUGCCAGGGACCGACAAGUUAUUCCGACCCAAUAUCUUCGUCACCAUCCUGGCCUACUCCUCCGUCAUCGGCCUCAGCUCACAUCAGGUCCUGGUUCAGGGAUGUCAGUUGGAGCGCACGGAUCUGGACGUGUUUCUGAAAAACAUCUACCAACAGCUGCGAGCUCUGGAGAACAGCAUCGCGGAUGUGCUGCACCGGCAACAUCUGCAGGCAGAAGAACCAGCCCAGAGCACAGAGGAGACCUGGUCCAGUCAGGGCGGAGUGUCCAUGGUGGCUGCAGACAUGGGGCUGGUCAGUAUGAUUCGCCAAGGGAUCCUGGCUCUGCAGCUGCUGCCCCCCAACUCCACUGCAGGCAUCAUCCUGAUCACAGACGGAGUGAGCAGUGUUCCAGAUGUGGCCAUGUGUGAAACUCUACUGAACCAACUCCGCAGCAGCACCAUCGCCUGCUCCUUCGUACAAGUGGGCGGGUCCUACUCGUACGACUGCAGCUUCGGCUUCAUCCCCAACGUGGAACUGAUGAGGUUCAUGUCCUUGGCCACGUUUGGCUCGUACCUGCCCAGCUGUCCCGAGUUAUCCCCGGGCAGCGAGGACAUGAACGUCUACCACCAGGCGUUCCUCACCUACUCCUUCCUCAAGAACCCGGAGCCUUCCAACAGCGAGAGUUUAAGUGUGCCUCAUCACAAGCUGUUCAACGAGCACCUGGUGUCUGCCAGUGGGAACCCGGCGCUGGUGAUGAGGAGGAAGAAGCACACAGAGAAGGAGCUGCUGGCUCACCUGGUCAGUGUGGUGUCGGUGCGCCUACGCGAGGGCUACACCAUUCGAGACGUUGGCCUGUCCAAAGGUGGGAACCAGCUGGAGGUGAAGCUGGUGCUGCUCUGGAAACACAACAUGCAUAUCGAGUACGUGGCCUCUGCUCCCUGGCCUCUAGACGCCGCCCGGAGGAGCACCCGUGUGGAGGUGACCAUGGAGGGCAGCUAUGACAUCCUCCACGAUAUCAGCUGUACCCAGAGGAAGCCCAUCACCAGCCCCUACCGCACCUGUGUGAUCCGCCGCUUCUGGAACACGCUGCAGAGUAUAAACCAAACGGACCAGAUGUUGGUGCAUCUCCAGUCCUUUAACUCCAGCCCAGAGAACUACACUAUUCCGGAGAGCACCAAAAAUGGGGUCCCUUUGUUCUACAUUCCUCCUGGUUCUACCACCCCCGUCCUGUCCCAGCAGCACAGCGGCUCCAAAGACUCCUCUCAGUCCCAGUUUGCAGCCUACUGGAAGCCCAUCUUGUCCAUGGACGCUAACUUCUGGCAGCGGUGGUUGCAUAUGCAUCGCAUCGCCAUCAUCCUGGAGCAUGACAUGCCAGCCCCAAAGCACCUACACACCGCUGGGAGCAACGGUCGCUACAGCACCAUCCAGUGUCGCAUCUCGCACUCGGCCCUGACGUCUCUGCUUCGAGACUGCAGCAGCUUCGUGCUGGUGGAGGGAUACUCCUACGUCAAGCUCAUCUACAGUUCCUCCGAGCAGCCCCCGUCCUCCUUCUACUUGGUGCGCCUCAUCUCCAAAGCCCCCUGCAUGGUGCUGCGGCUGGGCUUCCCAAUUGGAACUCCUGCUCACAUAAGGAACAAGAUUGUGGAUAAACUGAAAGAGCAGAUCCUCAAACUGCGGUUCCCACAUCGAGUUCAGAACAAAGAAGCCACGCCAAAGACCAAGAGGAAAGCCGUUAUCCAGCAGUCUCCCUCCAAGCCCCCGCCCAGUGCACCCCCCCAGGCCUGCCUCUCCGACAGACCCUGUGUGGUGGUCCUCAACAAGCCCCUGGAGAAGAUGCUCAUCAGGUACGAGAAGCUGCCGUUGGACUUCAGGACCCCGUACAUCUUCAACAUGGAGAACGGCCCUCACCCCUGUGCUGGAGCGGCUCCUCUGAGCGUGGCAGCCAAUCGCACGGCCUCCUCCACCCUGGCCUCCCUCACGCGCUACCUCCUGCACCGGCGCUGGGUGUGGGCGGUGCAGGGAGCCCAGGGGCCCAGCGUGCCCCUCCAGGCCGUGGCCCACAUUCUCUCCUUGUUGUCUGAAAUCCGUGUUUCGGAGGGUUUCCACUUUGCCGCCAGUGGAGAAGGCAUCAUAAACCUGGUCAUUGAGCUGCCCAUGAGAUUGUCCUCAGACACAGACACAGACACAGAGAACCCCUCAUGCAUCGUCCAGUACAUCAUGUUCCCCCCACACUCCACCUCUGCCAAAGACAGGUACAAUAGCCCUCAUUUCAGCUUCUCCACAGAUGACGAUAUUGACACAGAGCUGGAGACUGUGGAUGUGGAUUCAGACUUGAGCCUGGUGACGGAGUGCUGGGUGGAGCCUCAGAGUGGCUCGGUGCUGCCCCCUUCAGAGCAGCUGCGUCACCUGCAGGGCCUACAGUACCACCAGAUCCCACAAGCAAUCUUCCCUGGAGACAUGGCCUGCAUGUCCACCAUGAUGACCUUCGAGCACUUGAACCAACUGUGCCACAACAAGGAGCAGGAGUGUUCUCUGCCGCCCACAGACCAGCAGCCCCCUGAAGAACGUGUGAGCUCCGAGACUGACAGCAUCCACAUGGUCCCGUUUCACUUUGAUCUGAUGCAGCUGCUGCCGCGGUGCCAGCAGGUGGAGCUGUUCUUCCACACCUUCAGCACAGUCCCGCAGAGCUCGGACCCUCAGGCCUGCGUUCCCAACGAGCUGCUGCUCAGCCUGUUCCACUGCAGCCUGAGCCAGGAGCUGAGUAACAGAGAAGUCCCUCUGACCGACGCCGACCACAGAGCCCUCAUCCAACACAUCCUCCAGAGGGAACGCCACGGACACGCUGCGCCCUUCUCUCUACUGCCCAUUAGAGAGGAAUGUGUCCAAGCCUGGGACAAACAGGACCCCGGGAACUCCCACACAAGCGAGGGCAUGAAGGAGGUGAUGGGCUCCACCAGCACUCUGCAGAGUCUGAGCAUCACGGAGAUGGUGGAGGAGGAGCCUCUGGUGCCGCCGCCGCACUCGCCUCAGUGGAGGUGCUACGCCAAGUCCGUCUCCUCCCAGCACAUCCUCAUCACUCUGAUUCCUGCCAGCUUUACGGACGUGCUGAUGCUGAUGGCCUCUGGGCUGCAGAGCGACAGUAGUAACGAGAGCUCCCAGGAAGAUGACACCCUGACCACCAGUGUUCACUCCCAAGCGGUCUCUCUGGACACCGGCCUGGAGCAGACUGAGAGUGGGCCCCAAGCAGGCAGUCUGGACCCGCCUGAGACCCAAAGUAGUGUGCAGUCCAGUGUGGAUGGGGUUAGCAAUGCUCGCUCCCCUCCAGAGCCCUGUGACCCGACGGGGUGUGAGAAGAACCCCAUAUCAGAUGUGGACAGAGGAGGGGUGCAGUUCUCAAACAGUCCCCCCCCAGAGCCCCCCCCAGAGCCCCCCCCAGAGCCCCUCCCAGAGCCUCUCCCAGAGCCCCUCCCAGAGCCCCUCCCAGAGCCUCUCCCAGAGCCCCUCCCAGCUCAGCCCACGUCCGGACAGCGACCCAGAGACGUUUUCCUCAGGAGUGUGUCCCAGGAUCGCAGCAGCCCGUCCCCCUGGACAGAGCGCCUGUCCCACAAGUACAAGGACCUGGCCCAGUACUGCAGCCUUCUUCAGGAACACUACCACCAGAGCUACGUCAAAGGAGUGUUCCGCAGUCUGCAGCAGUCCUACAGCAUCAGCUCUCAGGAUGUCCUACUGGCCAUGGACUACUGCGAGGAGUCUCUCCAGGAGAUGGACAUCAGCGCCUUCUUGCACACACUCUGCGGACACGUGCGGCACUUCAGAGAGCAGCCGUCUCCCAGGGCAACGUUCUCUGUGGGGAAGAUCGAGGAUGAGGACGAGGCCAGUGUGUGGAUGAACGCCUCCAGUGAAAGUGACCGAUUAUCUCCACGGACUCAGAGUGAAGCCAAGACGGAUGCGCUCCCAGAGUUCCCUCUGUCGCUGCUGCAGAGCCAGAGCAAGUGUGAGGUGUACCCCGACCUGCAGCAGAUCAUGCAGGAGCAGUUCAGUGAGAUCAUGUCCCAGUAUUUCAAACCUGUUCCGUCCAGUCCACAUUACUUUUUCUACUGUCCUCCUUCCAAAAAAGAGCAGGACUCCGAGGACGAGGAGACUGAGAGGAGGCCCAUCGACGAGAUUCUCUCCGAGGCAGAGCCGGCUACAGAAGAUGAGGCCGUGUGCGUCCUGACAGAGAGCGACUCGGACCUGCUGGUGGAGUACGAGGACCAGCCGGGGCCCCUUGCUCAGGCGGAGGUCAGUUCUGCGUCAGACUCCAACACCAUGAACCAGGACGAUGACUCCUUCAGCAUCCUGGAGGUGGACGGCUCGGUGGACGGGCUGCAGCUGGACAUGCCCCCUCUCUUUGUGCACAUCACCUGCUCUGUGAACGCCAAGGGCAGCCAUGGCUCUGUGCCGGUCCAGACCCUGCCCACGUGUCUGGCUCAGAUCCUCCCGUGUCUGGAGAACGUGGAGCUGCUGCACUCUGUGGAUCUGAAGGAGCUCUCGGUCACACUUGAUAUUUACAUCUUGACCCUUCCUCUGGAGUUUGAAGUUCUGGCUGACUUCCAUCACAACAGGUACACAUCAGAGAGCAGUGUGUCUUUGAAUCGCUCACCUGCACAACCGUCUUCGUUUCGCUCUGAUGAUGGACUGAUGGUGGGACUGGAGUGUCUGCGGGCCGGAGCUAUGGAUGGCAUCAGUGGGGACUCUCUUUCCAAACUGCCUGAUCCUCACAGAUCUGCAAUCGUAGCCACUAUGGAUGAGAUCCGCUGGCUGCUGGAGGACGAGAUGGUGUCUGCUCUGCGCUCGUGCCGCUGCGUCGUUUCAGAGACGUUGGUCAAAGUGACGGAGCACGUGUCGCGCUCGGCGGGACGCUCACACUACCACAGCGAGGAGGUCCCUCUGCAGUUCGUCUUCGGUCCAGAGCAGUCGCUGGAGGAGUUCAAACAGGAGUUCCGGCGCGUGUCGAUGUCUGGAUACGUGUUCAAUGCAGAGGAAGAUUUCUUCUACUUGUCUUUGAGCCGACGGCAUCCUCAGCGAAUGCUCAGCCCCAACAAGCUGCCAUCGAACAAGGGGCCCCAACCCAGCGGCCCUUGCUCUGAGGAAGUGGAGGCCCCGGCUGAAGCAGACCCUGACCUGGGCCCCACAGACGGCCCUCAUCUCAGUGACACAAACUCAGGAGCGAAGCCACCAGUGUCCAGCUCACCCCCCAAAGUGUCCCCCUCCAGCGGGCCCCUGGGGGAGUGUGUGGGGCCCAGCGCUCACAGUUGUGAGAUGCCCAGGCCCAGGCGUGUCCAGAGCGUGGUGUCCAGUCAGGGCAGCCUGGACUCCGACAUGCAGGGUUACGAUGGCGGCAGCAGUGAUUCGGAGUGUGACAGCCCCACCCUCGGGGAAGGGGACACGCAGCCCCCUCUGAUGCCGGACUUCUGGUUAAUCCUGAGAGUGCAACAGGACAGAGUGAAGGUCUACUCCCACUCCAGGCCCCGCAGGGUGGGAGUGGCGAGCAGCUGUGAGGAGCAGCUGCCUGAGCACCUGCAGCUCCAUCAGGCCGUGGUCAGGAGGAUCGGGGACAUCUGCCGCGUGGUCAACCAGCGCAUGCUGCUCCAGGACCUCCACGACAGUCACGUCUGUAACUCUCUGCUGGUGGCCGAGAGCGAGGAGGACAUCUGGAAGAACGAGCCGGUGUACCGGCAGCGGGCGCACACCUCUGACGAUUACAACACGGACACGGAGAGUUACUCGGCCCGCGACUACCUGGCAGCGACCAUGCACUUCAUCCCCGGACACUUCGCCUGCGACGUGAUGUGGAGGACCAUCAUACACAUUCACCCGCGCCUUAAGAUGGGGCCGAACAUGGGAGUGUCCAGAGCGACCCAGGCCCUGCGCUCGGUGCUGAGCUCCUUCUGUGUGGUCAACCGGAAGAAUAUGUUUGUGUACCAGGAACGCACAACCAAGUCCGUCUUCUACCUCAGGCUGUGUGAAACCUCGUUGGAGAACCAGGGGCCUUCCCAGCGCUCGGUGGCCCUUUCCCGGAGCCAGGAACCCUCCCUGUUAGACAAUCCCAUGGGCUCACGGUCGUCCUUGGAGGCGUCCCGUCCAGUGGGACAGGUGGACAAACACAUCCUGUUACUGGUGCACGGAGUGGAAAAUGCAGGUCCUGAGAUCACAGAGGAUCUUGUCAAAGUUCUGCAGAAGCGUCUGGACGAGACGACCCUGGACAUCAUUACAGUCAUGCUGGUCCGUAACUGCAAACUGACCCCUGCUGAUGUGGAGUUCAUCCAGCCCUCCGACUCGCCGCCCUCAGAGGUCAUGGUCUUCAGCCUUCCAUCUUACUGUGGAGCCUGGCUCCCUGCCGUGGCGCACUACCUUCGCCAAAACCUCCUCAUAUUCCUGCAUGUUCCAAAGUACACCGACAACAACAUGGCUCACCACUUCAAGCACGCCAAUAAUGUGAGCAGUGAUGGGCCGGACGGAGACAUUUACCUGUACAACAAACCAGGAGGCCAGGGCACCGGCGGCAAAGGUAUCGCCUGCAUCACCCUGUCCUUCGUGAGCCCAGAGGGCGCUGCUGUCCCCGUCCUGCCUCAGAAAACAGAAAGUGUUCUGACCUUUGAUCCACAGCAUUAUGAGGAGCUGACCAAGGUCCUGAAGGUGGACUCCUGCUCAAAGGACAAUGAGCAACAGCUGCUGCUGCACUUCAACAUCUGGGAACAAGGAAACAUCAGCCCGCUACAGCUCAGCGAUAAACUCCAGGGGGCGCUGCGGCAUGCUCUGUCUGAUGUAGUGAUGGAGCUCCAAGUACUGCCCAACCCGCUCUGUGUGGACGUGUCCUACCAGCCAGCCAAGGCCUCCAGGGACGAGGGCAAAGACCCGGGAACGCCAACGCUGGAUUUGAAGGACCGGCAGCGCAGUGUAGCACGGCUCCUCAAAGGAAGUCCCUCCCCCAUAGUCUACAGCCAGGGCACAAGCUCCGCCCCCCUGUCUCCCGAGUCCACCACCCCGACAAGCAAGAGCACCCGCCGCAGCUUCUGGGACAUCCUGAGUAAACCCGACUCCACGGAGCUGGGCAGUCCAAAGACCACAGAUGACAUUGUGCCGGAGCGCGGUGAGGAGGGCAGAGGCACGCGCCGCAGACACAAGACGGAGACUGUCAAACAGCCGUGGGGUCAGGAGCGCUCCGGGCUGCUGGAGCUGGAGCAGCAGAGGAGACAAGUGACCCAACUGGAGGAGGGGGAUGUGGGGGCUCUACAUCCCAUUUAUCAGCUCUUUUUUGAGUCCUGGAUUACCUUCAUGGCCAGACUGGGCUGCCCAUCCAUCCAACAGUGCACAGCAGAGUUGGCCUCUCACUUCCUCCUGCCCUCAUUCCUUGCAGAGAUUGUCAACUUGGUCAGUUCUUUGGCCAGUGACACAAUGGUCAAGGUUUUCCAGAAGACCAGCUUCCAGUCCACUGGGGACCUGUUCCUGCCUCUGAGUGUGGGGCAGAACCUCAGCCCAUCCCUAAAUCCCUCACAGAGCUUUAUAGUCACCGGGCGCAACUUUCACCAGUGGCACAACAGCACACAGCAAGUGAACAAGGGCCUACAGCACUUCGAGGCCCUGGAUCCCAGCGACGGGUCUGUUCCAGCGACGGGGACCGACGCUGCUCCACGACAGAGGUUUCUCUUCGUCACCAUCACUCGCAGAAAGAUGGCUCUGUUCAGCUACAACUGGUCUGUGGACUUGGGCCAGACCCUGAACCGGGAGCUGCAGCGGCUUGUUCACUGGCAGAACGCUCGAGCUCAUGUGGUGCACUGUCUGCUGAGCCAGAAGAUGGGCCUGUUCCACCACUUCUGCUUCUCCGACACUCCGGUGCACCAGCCAGACCCCAAGCAGGACCCAAACCCGUUCCUUGGCCCGUCCAUGGAACCAGAUGCCUUGCUUCGGAACGCCAUGCCCCCAGUGUCCAGUAAGGAGCAGGGCAGGCUGGGGGGGAUUCGCAGCCUGGCCCCCCUGCACUUCCCCUCUGAGCUGCUGCCGUUCGACGAGGCUCUUCGCGACGUCUGCUCCAUCCCUGCGCUGAGCGAGGGGGACGCCGUGUCUCGCCACGGCGGCCAGCUGCUGGACAUCAAAGCCUCGGAGCGCAGAGAGCUGGAGAAGCAGAUGAAGAUCGAGAACCUGUUUGUGACGUGGCAGCAGCGCUCGGCUCAGUCCAACAUGCCCAUCUCUGCAGCAGAUCUGGAGAUCCUUAAGCAGUCGUCCAGAGUGGUCCACUACUGUGCCACUCCUCUGCUCUUUGACCCAGUUUUCCGUAGAAAGAUCCAGGAGGAGCUGUUCAUCCAUUCUCCCGUCAAGAAGCGGCACCGCUCCAGUGACUCGAGCGCAUCAGGCCGCGACCGCAGCUACAGCACAGAUUCUGGGGACAUACUUCCCACUCGUCUCUGGGAAGAACCUUGGCUCCAAGACGUGUCCUGCUCCUUCCUGCAGCACUACGUCCAGUACCUGCAGAGCAUGGGCUUCAUCCUGGUGCAGGUGCGGCCGCAGUCCCCCGCUCGCAGCAUCGCCCGCAGCCGCGCCGCCAUGUUGAACUCCAUGUCGUCUGAGGGCCGGAUGUCCUUCUCUUACGUCAAACAGAAGAGCGAGGACAGCCCCAAGGCGUCUCCAUCGGCAGCCACUCAUUAUCACCUGCAGAGGGCGCUGCCAGGAGGAAUCGUGCUCAUGGAGUUGGCUUUCCAGGGAUGUUACUUCUGUGUGAAGCAGUAUGCCCUGGAAUGCUCUCGCAUCCCCGUGGGUCAGUCUGUAAACUCCCAGGGCAGCCUCCUGGCCAAACCACGCUCCAAGCCGUACCCCGAUGCCCCGCCCGUGUUUGACUGUGCGCUGUCCAUGCUCUUCACGGAGGAGUGCGACAAAGUCCGGGACCUGAUGCACGUUCACUCCUUCAGCUACGACUUCCACCUGCGCCUGUGCCACCAGUACCUCCAGGGCAGUCACAUGACCCUCCGGCAGGGAUACCAGCUCACCGACUUCCUGGACGACUUCAUCACCCACCAUCCGGACAUCCCCAAGUUUGGCCACAACCACGUCUUUCAGGGAAACUUUUCCAUCUCCACGGGGAUCAUCACCUCGCACCAGCUCUACAACUACCUGACGGACCACGCCGGGACCUACGGCAUGAAGCCCCUGCGCAUGUCCCGAGCCGCCUCCGCCUCCGACAGCAAGAAGACCUCCCCCGAGCUGCACGAGUACGCUCUGGUGUCGCUGUGGUCCAGUUCUGGCUCGUACAAAGACCUGGAGGGCCUGCAUCACCAUGACGACUUUGACGUGUCGCUGGUGGUGUGUCACAACGCUGCGCCGUUUGAGGAGCAGCUAGAAUCAGAGAAACAUCUGCUCAGGCUGCGGUUCUUCGUGUUGAUGACCAGCCAGAGGGAGCAGUUUCCUCGCCUCACUGCAGACAUGCGACGCUUUAAGAAGCUGCCGCAAAUCCACAAGGAGCCAGAGCAAUCUCAACACACGGACAAGACGGGAGCUUCUCUGGACGCGGGGGACCAGGCACAAGAGGCCUCUGCCGAAGGGGCCGACCCGUACCCUCCGCCUGGCGUCCCCGAGCUGUCCCCUCUGUUCCCGCUGCUGCAGACCGAAGUGUCCACGGCUCAGAGGCAGAUCAUCCAGAGCACCGUGGAGCAGGCCAUGAAGCACUGCCGCCGGGACAACCUGUGGAGACGCCUGUUCCACGGAGAGCACGUCACACUGGACAAACUCAAACUCACCAAGCUGUCCUUCAUGGAGCUGGAGGAGCUGCUGGACGCCGUGCAGAGCUGCUCCGUGGAGGAGAUCGACCGGCAGCUGGAGUGCUUCCUGACCAUGAGCCCAGCCUGGUAUCAAAGUCUGAUCAAAGUCCUUCUGAGCCGCUUCCCUCAGAGCUGCAGAUACUUCGACGACUGUGGUGUGCAGUACCUGGCGGUUCUCAACCAGAAGUUCACGGACUGUUUUGUGUUGGUCUUUCUGAACCUUCAGGCUGCGAAGAUGAGCCUGAAGGUGGUGUUCCGGGAGCCUCUUCCUGCUCAGCCCCCCUCCGGAGGCGGCCCCCCUCCUCAGCUGGUGCACAUGUAUCACCACCUGGAGUCCAUCAUCAAUGUGGCCUGUUUCAACAUGUGGAGCGGCCUGCUCUAG